This is a messenger RNA of Nilaparvata lugens (brown planthopper), 5014 nucleotides long. RefSeq names its product cytohesin-1 (gene step). Gene Ontology annotation, biological process: regulation of ARF protein signal transduction. The transcript has 8 exons. The record is from RefSeq and is a predicted model, not a curated record. Lineage: Eukaryota; Metazoa; Arthropoda; Insecta; Hemiptera; Delphacidae. The coding region runs from base 1029 to 2381 and encodes 450 amino acids. Gene Ontology annotation, molecular function: guanyl-nucleotide exchange factor activity.
UCAACUUUCAGUAGUGCCAGAGAUCCGCUGUUGUAUAGUGACUGAUAUUCUGGUUUCUGCUCCUUAUCAGUUUGUUAUCGCGUGUUAUCAGUACCGGAAGAAGAAGAAAAAUGGAAGUGCUCGAGAUUUUAGGUUAUAUUCUCGGCGUGUAGAUACCCUCUUUGUGGUGUUUUGUGCAAAAUUGUGUGGUGUUUCAAGUGUGUGCAUUUUGUGAUCAGUUUGUUUUUGUUGAAAAUACGGCGUGCUUUAUGUUGGAUGCGUUCCAGUUCGUUUGGGUGUGCACCAACCUAGACUCCGAAAUAUGCUAUGUUGGCGCGCUGCUGUUGCCGUACUGCUUCUAGUCGCGGUGAUGCCAGCAGUGGACAACACGUUAAAAACAGUACAGCGACCGCUACAUGUCUCACAGCCAUCUAUUACAACUUGACAACUAUUUCAAACUGUGUUACCGUGUUGCAUUUGACAAUAACUUUCAACAAACUCUGUACCGUCGUUAGCAGAUGGUACAACAAGUGUAAACAACUGUUAUCAACGGAAUUAUGAAGCUCUUUAACUAAAUAAUUGAAUAGACUUUUCUUGAUAUUUGUUACAAUUUUGAUCUACAAGUGCUCAAACGCCUUCCAAUUAAUUUAUAUGUUGAAAUCCUUUUCAAUUCUAUUAGGAAGCUCUACAAACAGCCUGAAACGAUUCUACAAAUGUUGGAUUGUCAACAGCUUACAUCAACGAUAUUUUCUAGUAGUGACCAACAAGUGUACAUCUGGUCAUAAAAAAAUGAGGAUUGUCUAGGUCUAGAACUAGUAUCAACAAAUUUUCGCCGAGAUUUGUGUGUUAAUUUGAAUUCCAUCUGUUUUUGGGGGGGUGAUGGUUCGAAAUUAGCUGGAAAUUUGUCAUUUAUUAUUAGUGAAAGUGAACAUUCGUCUGUUAUUGGGGCGUAAUACUUCAAAAUCAGUGAAAAAUACAACGUUUAGUUUUGGUAAUAGUUGAAAAUCAUCGGACAAUUCUCCCAUUUUGGGAGGUGAAAGUGGUGAAAUAUGCAGAACGACUCGAGGGGAGCAGUGGACAAUAUAUCGACGUUGAGUAUGGUGGUGAAAAGUACAGCGCGGACCUCCCGGCUACUGAGGGUGUUUGGUGGCGGCCAUGGAGGUGCGGGUGGCAAGGAGGGUUGGUUCUCGUCGCUCAAGAGGUCGGCGACUGGGAGGGGUAAGAAGAACAAUCGGCUCACCAAGUCCGCCUGGGAUAUCAAUGCAGUGCAACUCAAAGAUGAACUCGGCGAAGUGGUGGCCGAAAUGGAGAAUAUGGACACUGCCGAUGACAGUAAAAACCACACGCGCACGAAGCAGACGUCGAUCGGCCGGAAGAAGUUCAACAUGGACCCGAAGAAGGGCAUCGAAUACCUGUUGGAGCAUGGCCUACUGCAGCCGACGGCCGACGAUGUGGCCGCCUUCCUGUAUAAGGGCGAAGGCCUCAACAAGACCGCCAUCGGCGACUACCUCGGCGAGAGAAGUGAUUUCAACGAAAAGGUGCUUCGAGCGUUUGUCGAUCUGCACGACUUCACCGACCUGAUCCUGGUACAGGCGCUGCGUCAGUUCCUGUGGAGUUUCCGGCUUCCGGGCGAAGCGCAGAAGAUCGACCGCAUGAUGGAGUGCUUCGCGCAGCGCUACUGCCAGCUCAACCCCAACAUAUUCACCAACACGGACACCUGCUAUGUGCUGUCGUUCGCCAUCAUCAUGCUCAACACCUCGCUGCACAACCCCAGUGUCAAGGACAAACCGAGUGUCGACCAGUUUGUGUCGAUGAAUAGGGGCAUCAACAAUGGCGGCGAUCUGCCCAGGGAGCUGCUCGACAGUCUCUACGAGAGCAUCAAGACUGAGCCGUUCAAGAUACCCGAGGACGACGGCAACGAUCUCAUGCACACCUUCUUCAAUCCCGAUAAGGAGGGCUGGUUGUGGAAGCAGGGUGGCAGAUACAAGAGCUGGAAACGCCGGUGGUUCAUUCUGAACGACAACUGCCUGUACUACUUCGAGUACACGACCGACAAGGAGCCGCGAGGCAUCAUUCCGCUGGAGAACAUCGAGGUGCGUGAGGCGGCCGACCGCCACUCGUCCAAGCCGCACUGCUUCGAGCUCUACGCCGCAGCCGGCACCGACUUCAUCAAGGCAUGCAAAACUGACAGCGAGGGAAAGGUCGUCGAAGGUAAACACACUGUAUAUAGAAUGUCUGCUGCCACCUCCGAAGAAAAGGAUGAAUGGAUCAAGUGUCUCAGACAAAGCAUCAGCCACAAUCCUUUCUAUGACAUGCUAGCAGCACGCAAAAAGAAAGCGCAGAAGACCAACGCGCAUCAUCAUCACCAUCAUCAUAGUCAACACCACAACGCUCGCAGCUAACUUCAUCAAUGAAUCAUUCAUCCCAUCAUUCAUUCCGAUGCGUGUGCAAUUAUUUACCAGACAAUUUUUGACGAUGGCGAUGGAAACUUUUAUUUUCUAUCAUCAUGAAAACAAGAAUUUGAAAAUUCUGUUCUAUUAUUGGUGUUUGAAAUCAAAUUUAUUUUCUACACCAUAAAACAAGACUCUAAAAAUAGUUUGGUAUAGUGACCAGUAGUCUUCACGUUUUGAUAUAUCUAUAUACAUAAUGGAUCACACGAAUAUAUAUAUAUUAUUUAUAAAUUGAACAUGUAUAUAGUAUAGAUAUUGUAAAAUAUUGUGUUUGUAAAUACGUAUUGACAAAUUCUGAUUUGAUCAGUAAGUCAGUUUCUAACGAUGCUAAGAUUUGUUUCUUGAUUUCUAAUUUAAUGCGAUUGGUUGUUGAUUUUAUUGUGCCUUGAGAAUUGAUUUAGUUGUGACUAAAAGCUAGAUUGUAAAUCGGCUGUAUGUUAUUUGAGAUAGACUUGAUCUAGAAUAUGAUUCUGUUUGAGUGAAAUUGGAAGAGGGUAAUGUUUUAUUGUCCUUAGAGAUAGAAGAAAAAUGGAUUUUUAUUGUUAUUAUGAAUUUAAAGAACAGUCCAGUCUUUAUUGUUCUUUGAGAAAGGAUGAUACUUUUAUGGCUUUUAGAAGUUCAUUGAUAUUUAUUUUCAAAUGUUCACGAUAUUUACAAUUUUUGAACAUGAUCUAUUACAACAGAUUUAAAGAAUUUGGGAAAUAUUUAUUCUUCUAUUUACACAAUAUUUACAAUGUUUAAAAAUAAUCUGUUAUGACAGAUUCAAUUUUUUUUGAAGACGAUGUUUUCUGAGUAUCCAAAUAAUUUUUCCAAAAGUGAUACCAAAACUGAAUAACCUAUGACAUUUAUCAUGAUUUAGAAAAGCAAAUCUUGACAUUUUUGCACAGUUAUAGUCAGAAAUUAAAAAAAAACACACAAUUACAGUGAUUUCUUGUUUGAAUGGGAGCCAAGAAUAAUGUAGACUUUAUUAUUUUGAAAUACACAUAAUUUAGUGUAUUAUUUCAUACUUCUUACUACAUGUAUUGGCUUAGAAAGCUGUUUUACUAUGCAGAAAAUAAAUAUUCUUUUCUGUGGCCAUUCUAUUUUGAUACAUACUCAUUAUAAGUGCACAUGCCUAUUCAUAAAGAAUAAUUAUUUGAACAACAAUUUAACCAAUAUUGGAAUUAAUAGACUUUCUAAAACAAUUUUUUGUUCAAUUAACAUUUUUCCCUCUUUACAUGUAUGAGGCUUGUGAGAGAAUGAAAGAGCUAAUCAUUGAGCAUUUGAGGAUCAAUUUAGACCAAACUACAUACGUCCAUUUGAUUCUUGAAUGGUAUAUUUUCAAAUGAUCCUUCCGUUUUCUUUGUAAAAAUAUUUUUAGUUACCAAACCCAAUCAUCUUGAGUAUUAUGAUCUAAUAUAUGUUUUACACAUUGUUAUAGAUAUGUAAACUAGACUUGUAUUGGCAACAUUGACUGUGGAGACUGGCCAUUCAAAAACGUUUGUAGUUUGGAUACUUUGACUUUUCAAAUCUAUUAUUACUUUUUUAAAUGUUUGAAAAUAGGUUUGGACUGUCAUAUUCCAGUAUAUUAAGAAAUGUGAUCAGCUCAUUCUCAUCACCCAUUGAAAUUUCACUUAAUUUGUUGUAAAUGCCUUGAAAAUCGAAUUAAUUUAAGUUAUCUACCAAGCAGGUAUUUUGUUGUUACAUUUUGGCAAAGAAAGAUUUAUAAAAAAUAAGCGAAAAUUUCCUUCAUAAGAAGAUUUUUAAUUAUAAUGAAUUACAACAUUAAGAAAUUUGUUUUCAAUGGACUGAUAUCUCAAACUUAUUGAUUUUUCUUCCUUUUAAAUAUUUUAAGACCUUGCAAUAUUUUGCGUUGAAUCAAUUAUUGUAUUUUUUAGUGGAAAUCAGCUCUGUGAAUAAUAAAGUAUCAUAUAAUUAAUCGUGAUUUCAUUAAUAUGUUCGAUAAUCUUUGUUUAUUGGAGAUGCAUGUCUACUGCAAUUCAAGUUUUAAGGCAGUGAUUAUGUUUUUGUAAUUGAGUAAUAAUAUUUUUGUAAAUACUGUAAUUAAUGUAAAGAACCAUUACUCCAUACCAUUUCCAAGAUCUUGUACAUUACUAAGUUUUGCAUCAUGAUAUAUAUUGUACAGUAGGCUAUAUACUUUUGUCAUAGUCUGUAGGUAAAAAAUGAAUUAUUAUAUGGUUUGUAGAUAUUUUUUGAUUGUGAAGGUGCCUCGUGUUUGUAAUUCGUGUAGACCAAGAAUAUUGUGACACUGAAAAAAGUAUCUUUUUUCCCUAUAUUUUUUGUAUCCAGGAAUAUUUUCUGCUAUUCACUUUCAAGUAUACCAGUCGUACAAUAUAAAUUUAUUCAUAGUAUUAACAAGUGAUUUAGAUUGUACAAAUUUCUUCCUAUCAUUAACUUAAGAACAAGAUUUAUAAUUUGUUUUCCAAUAUUCAAGCAAGUUUCUGAGUUUCAGUUUUGAGUUUUGAAAUGCUGUUCCGGGUGUCUCAAUUCCCUAAUUUGGUUAUGGCCAUCUUUAUUAUUUGCAAAAAUAUUUUUUUGAGAAAUUGGAAUGAUAGAGAAGAUUAUUUUUAAUUCUCAAUCUACUU